Messenger RNA from Aplosporella prunicola CBS 121167, 2423 nucleotides. RefSeq lists its product as uncharacterized. Lineage: Eukaryota; Fungi; Ascomycota; Dothideomycetes; Botryosphaeriales; Aplosporellaceae. The record is from RefSeq and is a predicted model, not a curated record. The transcript has 3 exons. Gene Ontology annotation, molecular function: hydrolase activity. Bases 367 to 2004 code for a protein of 545 amino acids.
CUUUUUCUUUUGCAAAUGGCACUAACCUAGGCAUGGCAUGGCGCAUGGUGGGUGCCGGGUAGGGCUCGAGCGAAACGCAUGGGCGCGCACAAGCAGGGAUUCCCCCCCACACGGCCCGUGCUGCAACAUCAUGGCCGUUUCCAUCGGUUGCUUCCUUCACGUGCAAUGCGUUAAUUGCUCGCAUGCCGCCUGCCAUGCGCCAGCACAGCCGUGACGGGUGUUUGACGAUGUGUCGCUCAUGCUUCGCUCCGCCCUAAUUCGUUUGCAACCGUCGUCAUCGGCUUUUUAACUAGGUUCAGCCUCCCGCCGCCCUAAGUUGACCACUAUCCACCACCACCACAACCACCCUCCAUCGCAUCUUCAGCCAUGGCUCCCAUCAAAACAAUCGCGUGGCGAAGCUUCAUGUACGCCUAUGGCCUACUUGCCGGCCUGCUGUGGAUCCUCAAAGCCGUUUUGAACGGCUCUGCCCUCCAGCGACCAAGCAAGAAAGCCAAGCACGAGCUUGCUGCCGCUCGAGACAAGCUCUGGAACCUCUCCCUCGAGCCGCUGCCCGGCUUCAAGCACGCUUUCUUCACCACCGAUGCCGGCGUUUCGCUGCAUUAUGUCGUCUCCUCGAGGCCCGUCUCUUCCAGCCCCAAUCUCGUCAUCCUCCUCCACGGCUUCCCGGACAGCUGGGCAUUGUGGCGAGAUUUCUUGCAGGAAGAGAGGCUGGAGGACGACACUGUGUAUGUGGCCAUGGAUCUCCCGGGCUACGGCGGAAGUGACAAUCUGGAAGAGUACAAUGCGUAUAACGUGCUUGAGGCCGUUGCAUCCUUUGUCUUGGGUAUGCGGGAUGAGCAUACAUCAGCCGAUGGCGUGGACUCGCUAGAGAGAGGACAAGUGCUGCUCGUCUCUCAUGAUUGGGGAGCAGCGGUAGCAUGCCGUCUUGCGGCAGAGGCACCGCAACUAGCGGACCACUUCAUCGUCACUAGUGUGGUGCAUCCGAGUCUCGUAUACGCAAACAUCCAAUCUCGCAUCUCGUCUGCGAGGCAGAUGCUCUGCACCUUCUCGCAUCACCCACUCUCAUCCCGUCCUCGCAUUCUCCGCAAUGCCAUCACCACCCUUUCCCCACUUGCCACUCAACUACUCAAAUCUCAUUACAUAUUCGUCUUCCUCCUGCCACCGGCCCUCCUUCGUAUCAUCAGUACUCUCGUUGGCAGCUGGUUCCUGCAAGCCGUCCACCGCUCCGCGUCAGCUAACGUUGACGUCGUGGAGGCUAUAGCCAGUAGCGUCGGCCCCGCUCCAGAGCAAUGCACCGAAGCACCCAGCACGGCUGCCGAUCCCCCACCUGGAAAGGGUGGGUUGACAUAUCCAGCCGCCGUUCGUCAGCGGGCUCGCGCCUCUGACGCCGGGCUCUCCCAAAAGAUCCGCUACUAUCGGGAAGGCCUCACGUUCGGCGAAUGGCGGAAGAGUCUUCAAACGAUUCUGGCGCUGUCAGCACUCGAGCCCUCGGCUCCAAUGCUUCAGCCGCGCAAAGACUCGGCCGCCUCGACCGGCAGCGGAAAGUCCACAGGCGGCACCAAUGGCCCCGCAUCGGGCUCUCUGCACCACCGGCGCCGCUCCAGCACCCCUGGUGCGCGUCCACGCAGCAACAGCCUCGCGGUCGGCGGCACGGUCUUCGACCCGAACCCGCAUGGUGCGUUCAAGGCGCCUGCGACGCUGGUGGUCGGCAUGCGCGACCUGGCGUUCGAAUGGCGACUUGCGCUCGAAGGCAUUGCGGAGUAUUUGGGCAAGGGUGGCGCGGUGGUGAGUCUGGAGGGGUUGGGACAUUGGUUCGUGAGGGACGAGGAGGGACUGCGCGUGCUGGGUCGUAUUGUGCGUAACGCGCUGGGCGAGAUGGACGGUGUGGAUGGGGCGUCGGCGGCCGUGGUGAACGGAAAGGGCGCUUUUGGUGUGGGUGCCACGCCGGCAGUGGCUGGGGGGUUGAGAAACGUGCCCGGUGUGAAGGUCUUGUGGGAGGGGUAGGAGAGGGUGAGAACGGUUGGUACCAGAUUGGGAGGAGUUGACCCGAGAAGGUAAGGAAGGACAGACUAGAUUGUGGGGGGAAUUGACACGGACGGAUGACUUUGCACGGCCUACCUAGGUAUUGUUAUGGGGGGCGUCGGUGCUGCAUUAUUCAUAUUCACGGCUGCUUGUACGAAUGCUUCUUUGUGUUGUUGUGGACUUGCUCGCUCGCUCGCAUGCUUGCUUGAUGCUGCUAAAAUGGUUAUGUGGAUGUGUGUCUGCGGUAUUUGAUAGGUAGGCCGGUAUGUGAUAUUUGUUAUUCGUUUGCUUGGUCUUUUGAUUAGUGGUGCUAGGUUCAGGCUGAGCAUUUUGUUUGAAAAGUGUAUUACGAUAGCUACCGUGUUGGAAAAUAUGUUAAGUAACUCGCCACGAAACUAGGC